Penicillium hordei is the source of this 759-nucleotide messenger RNA. Its product is annotated as SUR7/PalI family protein. The transcript is spliced from 4 exons. Gene Ontology annotation, cellular component: plasma membrane; cell cortex of cell tip. NCBI's taxonomy places the organism in Eukaryota, Fungi, Ascomycota, Eurotiomycetes, Eurotiales, Aspergillaceae. Bases 1 to 759 code for a protein of 252 amino acids. Gene Ontology annotation, biological process: fungal-type cell wall organization. The record is from RefSeq and is a predicted model, not a curated record.
AUGCUUUUCGCCAUCUUCUUCAUCCAACUUAUAUUUCAUCAAGAACUCAGCGAUCUUCAUCUACGCCGAGGACUUAGCAUUGCUGGUGUGGACACAUCCACCGUAACGAGUGGGGCUACCGAUGCUGCCAACAGCGUGACGAAGAUUGCUGCGCAUGAAAUAGCUCAAGCCUCCGCUACGGCACAAACUACGGUUGACCAGGCCAGCGAACAUCUCAAAACACUGUCCGAAGAUCUGAAAUUGCAUCUUCCCGCAUAUUAUGCUGUCGGGCUCUGGGGCUAUUGUCAGGGUGACAACAGUACCGGUCCUUUUGCAAACUGCUCCAAGCCAAGCACUUCGUUUUCAUUUAACCUGCUGGAGAUCUUUGGCUCGGCAUCCGCGGAGAUCAACGAUAUUCUACUGGACAAGGAUAAUAAAAUCCUUGCCGGCUACCAUGAUGUCUCACGAUGGACAGUCUCAGCCUACAUUAUAGGUUUUGUCUUUACUAGUGCUACGAUAAUCAUCCAAGUUUUCUUGUUUGUGUUUCCUAAAGUGAAAAUAUUACUCGUCGCCUCUUCUAUUCUAGCGGCGGCCUUUAUCACUGGUGCAUCCAUUGGGGCGACGGUGAUAUAUGGUUUAUUAACGGGUGGAAUUGCAAGAGUCCUGCAGCCAUUGGGAGCCCAUGCUAGCCUUGGAGCCUCAACAUUCACUGCAACAUGGCUCGCUAGAUGUGGAUCGUUCGCUUCGCGUGCCUCGACGACUGUCUACGUCGUCCUCUAA